GGGUUUCAUUCCAGCCAUGGAGAGUCAGAGAGUCCUGUCGUCUUACAGGAAGCGUUUCGGGCCCCAGGGGGCCGGCAGCGUGGGUGGGGGCGUGCGGCUCAGCAGUCUCUCCUCCAGCCGCUUCUCCCUCCAUGGGACCCCCCGCCACCUGACCCACUCCAGCACCAUUUCCCGUCUCUCCCUGGGGUCGGCUGGAGGGGCCCUGCUCCUGGGGACCCCUGGGAACCGGCUGGACUUCUCGGCUGACUCACUCCUCAAGGCCCAGUACCGGGAGACGCGCACCAACGAGAAGGUGGAGAUGAUGGGUCUGAACGACCGCUUCGCCAGCUUUAUAGAGAAGGUGCGCUUCCUGGAGCAGCAGAACACAGUGCUGGUGACGGAGCUGACCCAACUGAGGGGGAAGGAGCCCAGCCGUCUGGGAGACAUCUUCCAGGAGGAGCUGAGGGAGCUGCGCAGGCAGGUGGACGGACUCAGCGCUGGGAAGGCCCGGCUGGAGAUAGAGAGGGACAACAUGGCUGCUGACGUGGCCACGCUCAAACAGAGACUGCAAGAUGAGAUGGUUCUUAGACAGGAUGCAGAGAGCAACUUGAACGCCUUUAGACAGGAUGUGGAUGAGGCAUCUCUGAACCGUGUCCAGUUGGAGAGGAGGAUAGACGCGCUGCAGGAUGAGAUUGCCUUCCUCAAGAAGAUCCACGAGGAGGAGCUGCGUGAGCUGCAGGAGCAGCUGAUGGCCCAGCAGGUCCAUGUGGAUGUGGACGUGUCCAAGCCAGACCUGACCGCUGCUCUGAGGGACAUCCGGGUCCAGUAUGAGUCCGUGGCCUCCUCAAACAUUCAGGAGACGGAGGAGUGGUACCGCUCCAAGGUCAUAUCAGAAAGCUUGGGCUAUUGCAUAUACAUGUACCCACAUUACUGUACAGGCACAGGGAGACACACUACCAUACAGAUAAACAUGCAUACAGCCAGGUGUUGCACAAUGCACACAUUGACAACACACUAUAAGAUGCCGACUUUUACACUGUCCUGUCUCUCCUUUUGUUGUUAUGCACAGUUUGCCGACUUGACCGACGCAGCUACUCGGAAUGCAGACGCCUUGCGAUUGGCCAAACAGGAGGGCAACGAGUACCGCCGGCAACUCCAGGCCAUGACCUGUGAUGUGGAGGCGCUCCGUGGAACAAACGAGUCUCUGGAGCAGCAGCUGCGUGAGAUGGAGGACCGUUUCUCCGUGGAGACGGCUGGUUACCAGGAUACGGUGGGUCAUCUGGAGGAGGAGAUCCAGACUCUGAAGGAGGGGAUGGCCAGACACCUGCAGGAGUACCAGGAUCUGCUCAACGUCAAACUGGCCCUGGACAUAGAGAUCGCUACCUACAGGAAGCUGCUGGAGGGAGAGGAGAGCAGGAUCACUGUUCCAAUGCAGAGCUUCUCCAACCUGCAGUUCAGAGAGACCAGUAUGGACACUAAGUUCUCUCCAGAGGCCCAUGUCAAGAGGAGCAUCAUAGUGCGGACUGUGGAGACUAGAGAUGGGGAGAUCAUUAAGGAGUCUACGGCUGAGAGGAAGGAGAUUCCUGACAGUCCUUAAAGGACAAAAAUGGUGCUAGCUAUAUGUCUGUCAUACUGUCCCCACUCCCCAGUAACACUUAGAGGCCUUGCCUGAUAAUGAUACCCUUUCCUGACCAGGCACCUCCCUCUUCUCCAAACCUCAAAGUCCCCCCAGUUGCAACCACCUCACCAUCCCCUUCCUCCCCUCUUCAUCAUCACCCCCAGACCAUGCUACAUCAUUAAAUACUUUUUUUGCAUUUCGUUGAAACAAAAAAAAAUCCCUCAUUGCGUCCUUGUUAGCAUUUUUGCCAAAAAAGUAUUAUUUUUGUAUUGCUGUAACUGGAGAUAGGCUUUAGUGCUGGAAGUGUGGCCAUGCACCUUAGAAGGAAGGGUCUUGGACUACUACCCUUCCUGAUUAACAGACUUAAUGCUUGGAAAUGUAUAUUUUGUUCAGCUCAUAAUAGUGACAGAUCAGAGUGGGAAAUGUUCUCAAUGUGUUUGGAUAGUAGCCAGAGAGGAGGCCUUGAAAUGUAGUGAUUGUUAUUCAGCUAGUGGCAGGGGUCGUGCUGAAGUUGUGUGGUUUGAGUGGAUGUGAGAAGUCAAGAGGAAAGUACAGUUGCUGGGGUUAGCAGUGGACAGGAUGGGUCUCAGACAAGGAAGAUGACGUGUGAAUGACAGUGCUUUUGGCAGAACUGUUGGUGAAAAGAAAGAAGCUGAUGUAACUCUCCUCUAGGACCAAACACCAUAUCCAUUUCAUCCCUCCGUCAUACAAUCCCCCCCCCCCUCUCUGGAUGCAGUGUCUCUAGUUCCAUUGUUUCAUUGCAACAUAAUAUUUUAACACUAGAACAGCGCCUGGGAACAUCCACUUACGCACCAGGGGUGAGAGGGACAGGAUGGAGGUGAUACAGGGAGUAUUGACGAGACCCUUACCUCUGAAAUCCCCUGUUCCUCCCCCAGCUCCAUCUCUGGAGUGUCAGUGAUUGUAGAGAGACACAAAAGAUGGUGUUGCUGAGAUAGCUUGGCGGUGGUGGAGCGGGUGGGGUUACACGGUGUCUCCCUGAUGACAGCCCACUCCAAGAGGGGGGGGCUUGGUGGUGGUGGAGCGGGUGGGGUUACACGGUGUCUCCCUGAUGACAGCCCUCUCCAAGAGGGGGGGGGGCUUGGAAGGUGGAGGAGGGUAGUUGGAGGGUUGGAGGAGAGGAGGAGAGGAGCGGGGUUGGAGGGUUGGAGGAGAGGAGGAGGGUUGGAGGAGAGGAGGAGAGGAGGAGAGGAGGAGAGGAGGAGAGGAAGAGGGUUGGCGGGUGGCUGUCACAACACUAACUGUUCAUCCCAGCUCUCUCCCUCUGCUUAGCACCCCUGCUGACAUAAACAAACUGACACCCCUGUCACCUACCAUUCAGUACAGAUGGUGACUACAGACUGCUUUUCAUUCUUCACUAAAGACAAACCGUAACCGUCUUCUAAUGUGCCUGCGUUUCUUUCACAUCUCCCUUCCCUCUGCUUUGCCUUCGUGUCUUCACCCGUCAGCUCUAGAUACUAUUUCUUCUCUUCUUGUCUGCCUCUUACAGUAGCCACAGCUCAACCACACUGCAGUGUCUCAGAAAAACCUACAAGAUGUGAAUAUAACCUUAGUUUUGACCAACAUUAUGACAACCCGCUAACAACAAUAAAGCCAUUUUGUUUCAUUAGUA
Oncorhynchus kisutch (coho salmon) is the source of this 3227-nucleotide messenger RNA. RefSeq names its product glial fibrillary acidic protein (gene gfap). Gene Ontology annotation, molecular function: structural constituent of cytoskeleton. NCBI's taxonomy places the organism in Eukaryota, Metazoa, Chordata, Actinopteri, Salmoniformes, Salmonidae. Gene Ontology annotation, cellular component: cytoplasm; intermediate filament; cell projection. Bases 17 to 1576 code for a protein of 519 amino acids. Gene Ontology annotation, biological process: intermediate filament organization; regulation of chaperone-mediated autophagy. The transcript has 8 exons. The record is from RefSeq and is a predicted model, not a curated record.